UUAAUUAUAGUUAGCUAAAACCACCAAAACUCAUACAACUUAAUUUUUUAACAGUAAUAGUGUUUCUCUACCUUCCGUCUCUGUGCCAUUGUUUUUGGCUUUUUCCCUUUUACAAGAAUCCCUCUCUUUUGCAUUCUUCUAAUUCACACCAAACCAGCCGUUUCUUCUUCCUUUUUUUUUUUUUUUUUUUUAAAUUACAUUCUAUACACAUUGUAGCCUACGUCAUCUUCUUCAACCAUUGGGAUCUCAACAUUUCACUUACCCGCUGACCUCUAUUCAACCAACAGCUUUGUUUCCAAAGAUCUGAAAAAACUUCACAGAUCUCUGUUAAUCUCUGCCUGUUUCUUUACUUUCGUUUUUCUUUUUUUAAUUCGUAUUUGAUAAUGAGUUGGAGAUAUAAAGCUGGUCUAUUCUUGAUAGCUGCUGUUGUUAUUAUAUGGGUCACCUCUGCAGAAGUUACCCAGGGUAUCUUUACGGAUUACAAGCAGCCAUUUGCGGUGACUUAUCUUGGAGCUUCUCUAAUGGUGGUUUACCUUCCAAUAGCAUUUCUUAAGGACUGGAUAUGUAAGAUACUAAAGCACCGUUCUUCUAAAAGCGGUAAAGAUGCAGGAAGCCUAAAUGAGUGUUCUGAUGGAUUAAAUUCCCCUCUAAGCCAGAAAAUUUUUGAAAUGGAACUUCAGGGAACUUUGACCAGAAAAGACAGUGAAGCAGACCUUUCAUCUGAAGCAGAGGGAAAGCCUUUGGUUCCCAGACACAAAGAUGAUUUAAACGUGUUGAAACAUGACAAAGAGCUCACAACUCGAGAGAUUGCCACCUAUGGUUUCUAUAUCGCUCCAAUCUGGUUUGUAACAGAGUAUUUGUCAAAUGCUGCACUCGCACGUACAAGUGUUGCAAGUACAACAGUUCUGUCAUCAACGUCGGGACUUUUUACUCUCUUCAUUGGUGUGUUUCUGGGUCAAGAUACCUUAAAUGCUGCAAAAGUAGCAGCUGUCCUUGUGAGCAUGGCUGGUGUUGUCAUGACUGCAUUGGGAAAAACUUGGGCUGCAGAUGAGUCUCAACUAAGCACUUCCAUCAAUGGGAAGCGCUCUUUUGUUGGGGAUCUUUUUGGCCUUCUCUCAGCCAUGUCAUACGGACUAUUUACAGUGCUUCUUAAAAAGUUUGCUGGUGAGGAAGGAGAACGGGUUGAUGUCCAAAAGUUGUUUGGAUACAUUGGCCUGUUCACGCUUGUAGCUCUAUGGUGGCUUGUGUUGCCAUUGACCGCCUUGGGGAUAGAACCCAAGUUCACAAUUCCUCACUCGGCUAAAAUGGAUGAAGUUGUUCUUGCAAAUGGCUUUAUUGGAAGUGUCCUUUCUGACUACUUUUGGGCAUUAUGUGUUGUAUGGACAACUCCAUUGGUGGCCACGUUGGGAAUGUCGCUCACCAUCCCUCUUGCUAUGGUGGCUGAUAUGGUUAUUCACGGUCGUCACUACUCAGCGAUUUACAUCCUUGGUUCUGCUCAGGUUUUUGCGGGAUUUGUGAUAGCUAACCUUUCAGAUUGGUUCUCAAGGAAGUUGGGAUUAUAGCACUGGGUGAAAUCCCUGCGCUUAAAAUCAUACAGCCAUUCUUUCUGGGGCAUAUCUCCACCGUUAUGACUUAGAUGCCACACUGAUUUGAUGCUCACAAAUGAUAAGUUGUAAUUGAAUUGUGUAAAUGAAGAAGCUAGAGGUCUUAUAUUGUGGUGGGUAUGGUUGUGCUUGGAGAGCCCAAAUUGUAAUAAAUAGUUUUGGUGAAAAGAAAAAAAGAAAUUUGUUCUCUCUA
This is a messenger RNA of Ricinus communis (castor bean), 1797 nucleotides long. RefSeq lists its product as uncharacterized. Gene Ontology annotation, biological process: regulation of peptide transport. Bases 384 to 1562 code for a protein of 392 amino acids. Gene Ontology annotation, cellular component: membrane. The transcript is spliced from 8 exons. Lineage: Eukaryota; Viridiplantae; Streptophyta; Magnoliopsida; Malpighiales; Euphorbiaceae. The record is from RefSeq and is a predicted model, not a curated record.